UAGCGCGCUGCGCGGCGGGGGAGGCGCCGCGGGGCCGGUCCGGCUGCGGCUCCCGCCAUGGCCACAUCGCCGUGCAGCAGCAGCGGCGUCUCCUCCGCGUGGUCGGCGGGGCUGGGCGCGGAGGCGGCGCUGGAGAUCCGCACGCGCUCGGUGGAGCAGACCCUGGUCCCGCUGGUGUCGCAGAUAACUACUCUUAUUAACCAUAAGGAUAAACCGAAGCGGUCAGACAAGACGCUGCAAGCAAUUCAGCGGGUGGGCCAAGCAGUUAACCUAGCAGUUGGAAGAUUUGUUACCGUAGGAGAAGCCAUAGCCAAUGAAAACCGAGAAUUGAAAGAGGAAAUGAGUAUUGCUUGCAUUGAGGCAAAGCGAGCAGGUGAAACAAUUGCACAGCUUACAGAUGUAGCUAACUUGGAUCAUCCAGAAUCUGAUGGCCGGAUAACAAUUUUUACAGACAAAACAGGAGUAGUAAAAGCUGCAAGAUUGCUGCUUUCUUCAGUGACAAAGGUGCUGGUACUGGCAGACAGAAUAGUUAUUAAACAAAUUUUAGCUUCCAGAAACAAGGUUCUUGCAACAAUGGAACAGCUAGAGAAAGUGAGUAGUUUUCAAGAGUUUGUGCAAAUAUUCAGUCAGUUUGGAAAUGAAAUGGUGGAGUUCGCCCAUUUAACUGGAGACCGACAAAAUGAUUUAAAGGAUGAAAAGAAAAAAGCUAGAAUGGCAGCAGCUAGGGCUGUUCUUGAGAAAUGCACCAUGAUGCUUCUCACUGCUUCAAAGACAUGUCUGAGGCAUCCUGACUGUGAAUCUGCUCGUUUAAACAAAGAAGGAGUGUUUCACCGAAUGAGAUUAGCUUUGGAGCAGGUAAUAGAGAUCGUAACUGACUCUAGACCCAGUGGAGAGAAUGAAAUGGCCGCCAUAAGUAUAUAUACGAGCAUCAAAGAAUUCAAGAAUAAGGUGGAAGGUCUACGGGAGAAUCUUUAUUUUUUCUCUAAGGAGAAUCUUUCAACAAUGCUGGAACUCAUUCUGGAACACACAGAAGAUUUUACUGAUUCUGCCUACACCAGCCAUGAGCACAGAGAACGCAUCUUGGAGCAGUCCAAGCAGGCUAAAAUGGAACUAGAGCAGCUGGUUUCAGUGUGGAUGCAAGCUCAAAGCCAGAAAACAAAGGAUAUCACCGAAGACUUGGAAGUAGCCAUACUAAAAACAUGCCAGUGUAUGAAUGAACUCAGAAGAGAACUUCACCAUGCAGCCACAUCACUGGCAGCAGACCUGCUAAGAUACCAUGCAGAUCACAUGGUUUUGAAGGCAUUAAAAAUCACAGGAGUAGAAGGAAAUCUAGAAGCUGUAGCAGAAUGUACUUGUAAGCUAUCUGAGCAGAAAGAGCAGCUUGUUGAGACAUGUCGCUUGUUGAGGCAUGUUUCUGGAACAGAGCCACUUGAAAUUACUUGCAUACAUGCAGAAGACACCUUUCAGGUCAUUGGCCCACAGAUAAUUUCUGCUGCAGAAACACUGACAUUACAUCCAUCUAGUAAGAUAGCAAAAGAAAAUCUUGAUGUGUUCUGUGAGGCUUGGGAGUCCCAGCUGAGUGACAUGUCCAUGUUGUUAAGAGAAAUUAGUGAUGUGUUCGAGGGAAGACGAGGAGAGAAGCGUGCCUACCUAUCACUUCCCAGGCCAGGGAAGCAUAAUGCAAAUCUGAAAGCAUUAAAGCCAGUCAAACUUGAUACUGAGGAACAAGCAAAACUUGGAAAACUUGGAUUAGAACUGCAUUUGCUCACGUCUGAUGUAGACUCUGAGACUGAGAAAUGGGAGGACCAGGAGAAUGAGAUUGUGCGCCAUGGACAAAGUAUUUCCAGCAUGGCCCACUCCAUGUACUUAUUUACCAGUAUGAGGAAAAAACCCUUGCAGCCACUGAAAUUAUUGAAGAAUGAAAAAAACUGCUACUUCAGCACCUUAUGACAUUUUGCUCACCAAUAAACACAAAUGACAGAAAAAUCCCUUCAGGCUUUAUAUUUAAAUAUCACUUAAUAUGUAAUCAUCUCUCCCACUUGGGCAGAAAAAGAUUGGAGUUAGACUGGAAAAUCGGAAAGGUCAUAACUAACUGAAAAUGACAACUAGUUAGGAUAUUGAAAAUAUACGUUUUGUACAGUGUGGGCAGGUUAACGUUUUGAGAACCUUUUAAUAUUUGCCUUCCCUGACUUUGUUUAAAUGUGUAGCUUUAAUGUUAAUUAUUGGAGGUUUUAUCUAUAUAAUAGAAUAUUUACUUGAAGCAAAUCAAAUUGAAACAAAGGAAAUUAAAACAAAUAGUAAAAGAUUCUUUAACUGUAUAAAUAAAUAGAGAACAAGAAUAGAUGUAGAGCCACUAUGCUGUGAGGGUGGGGUAGAGAUCAAGAAUAAUGAAACUAAAUAUAUACUUUGCCUUGAUUUUCAGUAAGGAUUACACUGCAGAUCUUGGGGGCUGUUGCUCCUUUUCUAUCUUAGGGUCUAAUCAAAUUUCAGGGAUCUUCGAGAUGUUCCAUUUGGCAUUAGAAAUUGAUGGUCUGGUAUUUUCUUUGAUGAAAACUUGUUUAUUUACAAGGAAUGUACAAAGUCCUGCUUCUCUGAAUGCAGGAGGCAUUUCUUGGCUUACAGCCCCAAGCCUCUUUAGCCAACACCAGACCCAAAAGCGCUCUUGCUUUUUUUCUCUGGUCACACUGUAAUCUGCAACUGUUUGUCUUCUCUUACUUUUUGCAUCUGCUUCUCUCUGUGUUCUGCCCAUUCUCAAUGUCUGUGUUCUGCUCACACACACGCCCACACCUACAUAUCUCAGCAAAAGCCACUUAGUGCAAACUCCUGUGUGGGUUCACAACCCCCUUUUGUUUUAGGGGGAGGGGACUUCUGAUUAACAAUUACAUUACUUGAAAGCUUUGUUCAUACCCAGGGUAUGUCUACACUGCACAGUUGUUGCCAAAACUUUUGUCUUUCACGGGUACUUUAAAAAAAAAAAAAAAAAAGGCGAAAGACAAAAGUUUUGCCAACGCAAGCGGCAGCGUGAACACGGCUUCAUUGGCAGAACGCUCCCCUGCUGACACAGCUUAUGUCGCUCGCGGGGCUGGAAGUAUUUUGUCAGCAAAAGUGCCAACAAAAUACUGCAAAAGAGCAUUCACACUCGCUGACUUUUAGCAACAAGGCUGUGUCAACACAGCCUUGUCGCUAAAAGUUGCAUAGUGUAGACAAGCCUCCAGUCUCAAAGAGGUUUGUGAUUAGAGCAGUCACCAGUGCCUCUCACGAUAGCAAGGCAAAAGCAUGAUGGCUAAUGGGAAGGAGCGUAUAGAAAUGGAAAUGAUUACAUCCACGGUGAAAGCAAAACCCAAAGAGCUUAAUGCAUUCAGGGUAGAGGGCCAUAACUUCUAUCCCAGAAUACUAAAAGAACUGACACAUGAAAUUGCAAGUCCAGAAGCAAGGAUUUUUAAUCUGUCCAACCAGGGAUGGUACCAUAUGACUGGAGAAUAGCAGACAUAGUACCUAUAUUUAAGAAAACAUUAUCCGGAAAACUACAGACUCAUUAAUCUGAUCCCAAUAGUAUAUAAGACCUCAGAACAAGACACGGAGGUAAAUGGAAAAUGGAUUUACCAAAGGUAAAUUGUGCAAGACUAAUAUAACUGUUUUUUGGGGGGGUUUUAAUAAGAACUGAUUUUUGUUGUGUUGUUUUUUAUUUUUUUUAGACCAGAGAAAUGUUAGAUCUAUCUGGCUGGAAAGGAGGUUACUAGUGGAGUUCAAGGUUUGCUCUGGGGACACUGGCACAGAAAGGAGGGUGCUCAUAAAAUCUGAUGACACAAAGUUGGGAGGCAUCAAUACAGAGGAGCAUAGGAAUAUUACACAGGGAGAAGAGGAUGACCUUGAGAACUGGAGUAAUAGAAAUGAGAUGAGAUUUAAUAGUGCAAAGUGCAAGGUCAAGCACUUAGGGAUUUAUAACAAGAAUUUCUGCUAUAUGCUGAGGGGUAUAUAUAUCAGGGAGGUAAACACCAGCAAGGGUGAAGAACUUUUAAAGCUAACAGACAGUAUUGGCACAAGAAAAAAUAGAUAUAAACUAGAUAUAAACUGUUCGUGAAUAAAUUUGUGCUGGAAAUUAGAAUGUUUCUGGCCACUAUAGAAGUGAGGUUCUGGAACAGCUUCACAAUAGGAGUAACAGAGGCAAACAAUCUAAUUGGUUUUAAGAUGGAACUGGAUCAUUUGUGAAAUGGAUUACAUUAUGGGGGGUUUCCUCUGAUAGCAGGGGGCUGGACUCAGGGACCUGGGAUGUUCCUUCCAGUCCUCUUUUCAGAUAAGCAGACUGGCUAUAUAUAAUGGCUACAUUUGGCCAAGUUCUAGGAGGAGAAAAAGCAUGUAAACUGUAUUAUGUAAAAAACAAAGGAACAGACUAAGCAGUCAUCAGCUGUACAUGGUAUUUAUUGUCUC
Gopherus flavomarginatus (Mexican gopher tortoise) is the source of this 4428-nucleotide messenger RNA. It is a transcript of the gene CTNNAL1, whose product is annotated as catenin alpha like 1. Lineage: Eukaryota; Metazoa; Chordata; Testudines; Testudinidae. Gene Ontology annotation, biological process: Rho protein signal transduction; cell adhesion. The record is from RefSeq and is a predicted model, not a curated record. Bases 58 to 1950 code for a protein of 630 amino acids. Gene Ontology annotation, molecular function: actin filament binding; cadherin binding. The transcript has 15 exons.